GUGUGCAGAGGGUCCCUGGUUCGCGCCCGGGUAUGGGCGAGGGGACGGUCUAAAAUACUUCGUUACCCAAAAAAACUACUUAUGUACAGUAUCUGCACUUUACUUUACUAUUUAUAUUUCUGUCAACUUUUACCUCACUAUAUUUAUUUUUUUAAGUCCACUUUUACUCCAAUAUGUUUCCCUUGACCUUGUUUACUCGUUACAAAAUCAAACCAAUCUGAAACUGGAAAAAAAAUGAAUCAUGUUGAAAAAAAGAUGCAAGCAACAUCGAGUCGGCACACUCAUGGGUGAAACUUGUUUUGCUAGGCAGCAGGUGACGGCAUGCAGAGUUGAUCCAAUCCUCAUCAAUUUGGGCAAAUCCAAGGGUCCUAGAGUGUAAACCCUAUCCACCGGGAGCCUGUCACUUGCUAAACUGUAAUCCACUCAGCAGCACUUUGCCCAAGCGUGUCCAAAAUCACACAAUCAUGUCCGGCAUCGCUCUACCACCAUCUCCUGAUGAGGACGAUCAUGUUUUAUUUUCUUGGAAUGAUGGAUUCAUCCUACUGGAUGAAAUGUCUUAUGUUUACCAAAAGUUCAGGAAAUACUAGCGUUCAAGACCUCGCCAUCGAACCUAAAACACAAUUAGAGAGAGCAUGUACACCAUCUUAAGAAGUAUGUAGAACUGACAGCAAACGUACUGAAGAGAGAACAUGCCCUUAAGACUCCCUCCACCAUCAAGCAGAGCACAUUGCUGAAGAAAGUGUUUCAAAAAUCGACAAAGCUGUGAAUGGGCAUCUUUUGGUGAAUUAUCAACUGUUUGACCAGGAUAUAAAAAACAGAAGAGAAUCACAGGUGAUUUGAGGAGUUCAUGACCACAUAACUCAAGGGCAUUGACAGACUUGCCUCUACACUAACGAUGACUCUAUAAGACACAGUACCAGUACCUGCAUUAGAGAGCCACUAUACCUUUGAUCCUGGCAUGGAGGACGUGACGGAGGUGCGUACGGAUGGGAACUCUCUACUCAAGGCAGUGUUCCUGAGUCGACUGCGUCUGACACGCCUGCUGCUGGAGGGAGGGGCUUACAUCAACGAGAGCAACGAGCGCGGUGAGACGCCCCUCAUGGUGUCGUGCCGGACACGCCACACGGACGCACAGAGCGUGCCCAAACACAAGAUGGUUCGGUACUUGCUGGAGAGUGGUGCUGACCCAAACAUCCAGGAUAAGGCCGGUAAGACUGCUCUGAUGCAUGCGUGUCUGGAGCAGGCCGGAGUGGAUGUCCUCUCUCUGCUGCUGGGGAGUGGAGCCGACCCCAGUCUGAACGACCACUCUGGCUCCUCAACUUUGGUCUAUGCUGUCAAUGCUGGGGACAAGGAGGCCCUGAGAGUUCUACUGGAUGCCUGCAAGGCCAAGGGCAAGGAGGUCAUCAUCAUCACCACGGACAAGCUACCUUCGGGAUGCCAGAUGACCAAGCAGUAUUUGAACGUGCCUCCACCGCCCGACCUGGAAGAGCGCAUGCACUGCACCCCUGGCUCGGCCACCUGCUGCAUGUCCCCCUCAGACAUACAGCUCCGCACCCCUCCACAGGGUUCCCCCGCCAUCACCUCCCCCCACCCAGGGAGCCCCCUCUUGGGCCUCAGAGAGCACCAGCACCACCAGGGUGGUGGAAGGGGAACCACCAUCUCUAGUUCUACUGGUUCUGAUUCUUCUCAGCCAGGCUCCCCAACCAGGGACCCUAACCUGUUACGAGGCCCCAGUCCUGGGGUGGUGAAGCUGCUCCAUGUCCAGCGGCUCCACUCAGAGCCUUGGCUGAAGAUCCCUCCAUCCCUGCUGCUGCAGCAGAGCAAGGCCUCUAGCCUGACCGAGGAGCUGCUGGACAUCACCCCAGAGGAGGAGCUCUCCUUCUGGGUCAACAGCUUGGCCGUCUCUGGGUCCGGAAGGGCUGGGCCCGGGGUACAUCCAACCCUCGCCCGUCACCAGAGCAUCGACGCCAAAGACUCCACUGGGCUGCUAAGGGCCUUGGAGCAGGUGGCUGGAAGUGAGGGAGGUGGCGGAGGACAAAGGAGAGGCCUGAGUAGGAAGAUGUCUUAUGACAGCGCUGCAGCUUUUUCCCACCCCAACCUCUUGCACCGGGGGGACGGAGGAGGCUGCCCCAACUGUCCCUGUGGCGUUCAUGAACCAGUCCUCUCAGUGGACAAAUCCUCCCUAGACUGCUGCCUCCCUAACCUGGCCGUGUCCAGCCUAAAGAAUGUAGUUCGCCGCCGCAACAUCGGUAUGGACCACUAUAGCUCUGACUCCCAGUUGCCCCAGUUCGGCCACAGCAGCCACCCAGAGUGUAAUGAAUCCCACAGAGGCAUAGGGGGUGGUGUAGGGGGAACUGAGAAGCGUAAGCUGGUCACCAGCCGGUCAUCCACCCUGUCAGGCUCCAGGGAGUCCCUGGAGAGCACUGCCCAGAGAAGGGGACCCGCAAACCUGGAGAGAAGAGGCUCGGGGGCCCUGCUCCUGGAUCAUAUCUCCCACACCCGGCCGGGAUACCUGCCUCCUCUUAACCCCCACGCACCCAUACCCGACAUCGGGGUCAGCCCCACCUCAACCUGCCCCAGCCUGAGUGGGAGCACCAAAGCACUGAAUCUGAAUGGGGGUGUUGUAGCAGGGCCGGGGUCAAAGCCUCUCGUCCCCUGUGCACCUUCCUUCCACAGGGAUCUGAAGUUUAAGACAUUGCUGAGAAGACACUCCAUGCAGACUGAGCAGAUUAAACAGCUUGUCAACUUCGAGGAGCUCUUCAUCCACUAAGACGAACGAUGCUAGCCCGGUCCCCAGGUUUGUUCGUGCCGUCUUGCUAACCCCAGGUCUAUAGUCAUUGUCACGCCUUGGCAAAACUGCCCAAACAGUUUUGGGACCAGACUAGAACGCUGCAUUUUCUUUGUGUGUCUGACUACUGUGUGCUCCGCUUCCUAUAUCAAGCUCUGUUGCUGCUGUGUGACCAUAACAUUGUUAACAAAGAACUUGUGCCUUCUUACCAGAAGUUUAUUAUUGCUCAUCCCAGCUUUUUCAAUGUGCUUAAUUAUACUUCCUUUGACAACCAGACUUGCAAUUCCAUCAAGCCCAGGAAGGAAUAGAGGAAUUACGAUCGGCGCAUCAGAACCAUCGGUAACACAACAGCUCUUCUUUGAUCAAUUGAUACAUUUAUAUCCGUUUGAAAUCUGAGUGCAGAAAUCUCAUGGUACUCCUCCUCAGGACAUCUAACAACAGACAGAGAUGCUUUUAACACAUGGAAUGAAGGAAUCCCAGGCCUUGAAUCCUAUAAGGACAAAAUAAUUUACUCUUCAAAGGGAAGGGGGACUGAGUCAUUCUCUGACUAAAUCAAUGACCGACUGAAAGCAAUGGAUUGGCAACACAGCACAAAUACAUCCGGGACAGGCUAACUCCUCUGACUGUGGAAGAUCUAAGUCACUAAGGAAAACAUUCAUACGUGUCAGUGAGAAAAACAAACACCAAAAAAAUGUAAGUAAGACCAUCAGGAUUCUUGAACACAAAGUGUUCAAGUAAGUUCAAGUAAGAAUGUCAGAGCAUUAUAUUUGCUGAGUGUUUUAUUCAACACGGCUGUUUUGUACACCAUUUGACGAGGUAGUUGUUGUAUUGCCUUUCACUUGUUCUGCUAAUAAACUGCUUUACUGCC
Molecule: messenger RNA, 3656 nt
Organism: Oncorhynchus gorbuscha (pink salmon)
Lineage: Eukaryota; Metazoa; Chordata; Actinopteri; Salmoniformes; Salmonidae
Product: ankyrin repeat domain-containing protein 34B-like
Exons: 8
Coding region: 959-2770 (603 amino acids)
Molecular function (GO): protein binding
Source: RefSeq, a predicted model, not a curated record